This is a messenger RNA of Vicia villosa (hairy vetch), 773 nucleotides long. RefSeq names its product zinc finger AN1 domain-containing stress-associated protein 12-like. The coding region runs from base 67 to 645 and encodes 192 amino acids. Gene Ontology annotation, molecular function: zinc ion binding. The transcript has 2 exons. Lineage: Eukaryota; Viridiplantae; Streptophyta; Magnoliopsida; Fabales; Fabaceae. The record is from RefSeq and is a predicted model, not a curated record. Gene Ontology annotation, cellular component: cytoplasm.
CAUUCAUUACUAUUUUUCGAUUUUCAAUUUGACAAUAUAAAGACACCAAAUAUUCAGAAUCAAUCUAUGGCAUCAGGUGGAACAGAAGCUUUCCCAGAUUUGGGUAAACACUGCCAACUUCUUGAUUGUCACCAGCUCGAUUUCCUUCCUUUCACCUGUGAUGGCUGCAAACAGGUUUUCUGUGUAGAACACAGAUCAUACAAGUCUCAUGAUUGUCCCAAACCCGACCACAACAGCCGAAAAGUGGUUGUUUGCGAAGAAUGUUCUAUGUCAAUGGAGAUCACCGGAGAAAACGAAGAGACGAUCUUAAAGAAACACCACAGUUCAGGGAAGUGUGACCCUAGCAAGAAGAAGAAACCAACUUGUCCUGUAAAGCGUUGCAAGGAGAUUUUGACGUUUUCUAACACGAGUACAUGUAAAACUUGCAACAUUAAGGUGUGUCUCAAGCAUCGUUUUUCUGCUGAUCAUGCUUGUAGAAGAGGAGGUUCAGCCUCUUUAACAAGUGGUGAUGGUAACGGAAGUUGGAAUAAUAGGUUUAUGGCCGCUUUAGCUUCAAGGAAUAAUGGUCAAGAUUGUGGCAAAAAAGCUGGAUCUCGUUCUAGUACUAAUUCUCCUCCUAGUACUCCUUCUGUUAAAGCUUAUUGAUUCUUGUUGCUUGAUGUGUAAAUUGUAAUACAUGUGAUUCUGGUGUGGUUUGAUGUAAUAUGUUGAAUUAUACAUUGCCUUUAAGUGCAAUUUCAAUGUUCAAACUUACAUUAAAUAUCUAGAAAUUA